Messenger RNA from Mesocestoides corti, 294 nucleotides. The record is from the annotation of a GenBank genome assembly. NCBI's taxonomy places the organism in Eukaryota, Metazoa, Platyhelminthes, Cestoda, Cyclophyllidea, Mesocestoididae.
AUGAACCAAACCCGAAUAGCACUGUCUGGCCACAAGAUAACGUCGUCGACCCCGAAUAUGCUUAAACAUGCCGAUGGGGUGUUUAAAUGCAUCGAAAAUUGCGGAAAGAGUGAAUGCACUGCCAUGAAUAUAGCCUUGUAUCAGCAACGAAGGUUACCUCUGGCCUCCGGCAGGCUGCAGCACGUGGUCCUCCAUAAUUACCCAGCCGCCUCCUCCUACCCCCCACCCCAUCCCCGUCCUUUGUGCACCUCCGUUGCGUGUCAGACACCACCAAUUGAUCACCUCGACAACUGA